This is a messenger RNA of Cuscuta campestris, 1737 nucleotides long. The record is from the annotation of a GenBank genome assembly. NCBI's taxonomy places the organism in Eukaryota, Viridiplantae, Streptophyta, Magnoliopsida, Solanales, Convolvulaceae.
CUUCAUAAUAACAUUAAUUAGGUUGCAAGCAAGAACAAAUUAUACUCGUAUCAUCUUCCACCACGCACCACCCGGCGGCGGCCUCCUCCCCGCCCAAACCCAAACCCAAACAAUCAAUUAAAGCAAGCAAGCAUGGCCACUCUUCUUUAUACUUCUUCUCUCUUCUUUCUCUUUCUUUUUAGUCUUUCAGAGGCUCAGUCAUUUAUCGGUGUGAAUUACGGGCAAGUGGCGGAUAAUCUUCCGGCACCGGAGGCCACCGCCGAGCUCCUGCACUCCACUUCCAUCCAAAAGGUCCGGCUGUACGGCUCUGACACGGCGAUCAUUAAAGCCUUAGCCAAUACCGGCAUCGGAAUCAUGAUCGGAGUGGCCAACGGUGACAUUCCGGCGAUGGCCACCGACCCCGGGUUCUCCCAGAGAUGGAUAAGUUCAAAUGUCCUCCCCUUCUACCCGGAGAGUAUCGUCACCACCAUCAACGUCGGCAACGAGAUCCUGUACUCCGGCGACCGGGAUCUCAUGGCCCAGCUCUUGCCGGCGAUGAAGAAUCUCCAAAGCGCAAUCGACUCUGUUUCAGUACUGAGAGGAAAAAUCAAGGUGUCCACGGUUCACGGGAUGUCGAUGCUGACGUCGUCGGAGCCGCCGUCCUCGGGGCGGUUCGACCCGGCCAUAACGGACUCUCUGAAAGAGAUCCUGAGCUUCAACAACGCCACGGGCUCUGCUUUCCUCAUCAACCCAUACCCUUUUUUCGCUUACCAGAGCGACCCACGGCCGGAAACCUUAGACUUCUGUCUAUUCCGGCCAAACGCCGGCCGACUAGACCCGGCCACGAAUAUAAGGUACACGAACAUGUUCGACGCGCAGCUGGAUGCGGUGAGGUCAGCACUGGACUCGACGGGGUUCAGGGAGGUGGAGAUCGUGGUGGCGGAGACAGGGUGGCCGUACGCCGGAGACGCAAACGAGGUGGGCCCCGGCAUAGACAACGCCAAGGCUUAUGUCGGGAACCUGGUUUCUCACUUAAGAUCGACGGCGGGGACUCCAUUGAUGCCGGGGAAAUCGGUGGACACGUAUCUGUUCGCGUUGUACGACGAGGACUUGAAGCCUGGGCCCACUUCCGAGAGGUCUUUCGGACUCUUCUACGGGAAUUCAACCAUGAUUUACGAUGCUGGACUUUCGAAAUCCUCCUCCUCCAAUCAGAGCCCGGCAAUGUCAAAAACGGCGCCGCCGCCGCCGCCAUGUAGUGCAACUCCUCCUCCUCCUCAACCGUCGUCAUCUUCUAAGGAUAAUAAUAAUAGAAAUGCAAGUAGGCCGUCUUUGCUGUGGUGGUGUGUGCCAAAAGAAGGGGUGCCAAGCGUGGGGUUGCAAGCCAACAUAGACUACGCUUGUGCGCAGACAUACAUCGAUUGCGGCCCGAUCCAGCCGGGCGGAGCCUGUUUCCAACCAAACACCAUCGCCUCCCACGCCGCCUACGCCAUGAAUCUCGUCUACCAAAACUCCGGCAGGAACUCUUGGAACUGUGAUUUCUCUCGUACUGCAACUCUCACCUCCAACAAUCCAAGUUAUGAUGAAUGUAACUAUCCUGCAUAAAAAACGGAGUACUACUACGUCUGUAAUAAUUAAUGAAAAACGAGAGCUUAAAAGUUCACUCAUUAAAUUUGUAUCAUUCCUUUCGUUUGUAAUUGGUUGGUGUAGUUUUACAAAAAUUUGUUGAUGUGAAUACAACUCUCAAUGCUUUGGUGGUUA